This is a messenger RNA of Ostreobium quekettii, 954 nucleotides long. Lineage: Eukaryota; Viridiplantae; Chlorophyta; Ulvophyceae; Bryopsidales; Ostreobiaceae. The record is from the annotation of a GenBank genome assembly.
AUGGAAUCGCCGCUCCCCAGGCGGCCCGCCCAGCCAGACCUCCUUGCCAAGGCCAGGACCGUGUGCCUUCGACCGCUCAGGUCCCUCCUGCGCCGCCGCGGCUCCCGACGCUCCGCGACAGACUCGAUAAAUUUCGGCGGGAGGGGUGGUGGGUCGGGCGGGGGAGAGCAACGCGGAGGCGGGGGCGGAGGGAGCGGCGAUGAUGGCGACGAUGGCGUGCCACAGGAGAAAAUUAUGUGGAAGGGCUGGUACAACAGGGCCCAGGGAGAUGCCUGGUUCUCCACCAAGGUGAGCAUUGAGCAGAUGAUCGGCCUCAGCGCCGCAGUGCUGGGCGACAUGGCCGCCCGGGACAACUGGGGGCUAAACGAGCUCGACUUCGUCUUCUCCACGCUGGUGGUUGGCAGCAUCCUGAAUUUCUCCCUGAUGUACCUGCUGGCCUCGAUCCCAGCAACGGGGAGCGGGGUGCCCAAGUUGAAUAUGUUGCAGAAGCUGUUCAGCGAUCAGAUACUGAAGAGCUGGGGCGCUCCUGGGGCCCACAUCUUCGAGAAGGGCUACUCGCUCCCACUGAGGGCCACGCACAUGGUCUACAAGGGCGUCCUGUUCGCCCUGGUGGGGUUCUGCGCCGGUGUGGUUGGCACAACGGUCUCCAACUGGCUGCUGCUCACGAGGCAGCGGCUCGACCCACAGUUUGAGCUGCAGAACAGGCCCCUGGACGUGCUGCACAACUCCCUCACGUGGGCCUGCCACAUGGGGGCGUCCGCCAACGUGCGGUACCAAGUGCUGUUCGGCCUGGACAUGGUGCUGUGCCCUGCGAUGCCCGCACAAGCCUUCCUGACCUAUUCCGCUGUCGUCCGCACAUUGAACAACAUCCUGGGCGGGGCGUCCUUUGUUUUCUUUGCCAAGCUGUUUGGGGUUCAAGAGACAGGCCAGGAGGUAGUGUCGCAGAAGAGCUGA